AGUGUAUUCCACAUGUGCGAUCUUUCGAUUGCGAUGUCUUGAUCGGGAGCUUUUGGAGGUGCUACACGGGGUGGUCUCGGCCACAAGCGUAGUGUCUCCGGACAGAGAAGACUGCGAUUCUUCAACCAAUGGGCUGAAAGUAGGAAGGGUCUAGGCCAGUAUCAUCAUUUCGAAUAAUAUCGGCAUUAUCAGGGUGACUUUAGCAGCAUAGGCCUAUCGCAGGAACUUUGGAUGUAGUUGAACCUGUUUCGUCAAGGCCGGACCCGUUAUCCACACUUUGAAAGGGCUCCUGAAGCUUGAAAGCUCCCCGCAUUGUUGGUGUUCCAUACCUAUCCAAGAGAAUAAUUCAUCCGGAUGGGGCAGGCCAUGUCGCGCAGUGUAGUUGCAGGCUUGCGGGCAGGGGGAGUGUAGGCAUGGAAGUACAUGGACAUUGGGGGUUUCGGGGGCAAUAACCCAGCUCCCAAAGGAUACGACUGGAGUACGUCCAAGACUGCGCAACGAUACCGUCGUAUGCGCGAUGCACUCGGACAUGUUAAUCGAACGAUCUUGUACUCGCUUUGUGAAUGGGGCGAUGCAGAUGUCAAUGAGUGGGGAUUGCAGACAGGAAACUCGUGGAGGAUGUCCGGUGAUAUUCAGCCAAACUGGGUGCGGAUUUCUACCAUCGCCAACGAAAACAGCUUUUACAUGAACUAUGUUGAUUUCUGGGCCCAUCCAGACCCCGACAUGCUCGAGGUCGGAAAUGGGAAUCUUACCUUGGCUGAGAAUAGAGCCCAUUUUGCUCUAUGGGCUAUAAUGAAAUCGCCUCUUAUUAUUGGAACUGCACUCGAUUCUAUCAGCGAUGAUCAUCUGUCUAUUUUGUCUAAUCAUGCGCUUCUGGAUUUUCAUCAGGAUCCUGUCAUCGGUCGCCCGGCGUAUCCUUAUAAAUGGGGUUAUAAUCCUGAUUGGACCUUCGAUCCGGCCCAUCCUGCGGAAUACUGGUCUGGGCCGUCGUCUAAACUAGGCGGGACGCUUGUCUUGAUGUUCAACUCGGAAGAUGUUAACGCAACUCGGACCGCGGUGUGGAGUGAGAUUCCGGAGCUGAAGGGAGAGAAAAAGGGCAAGAGGGGAGAUGAUGGGUUCAAGGUUAUAGAUGCAUGGACAGGAAAGGAUCUGGGUUGCGUGAAGAAGGAGUAUAGUGUGCAGCUCGAGAGUCAUGAUGUGGCUGUUUUGAUCGUAAAGGAGGUCUGCUAGACAGUAUCUCUCCGUUACUUCUACUCCAUACUGUGAACUCUCGCCUCUGAGUACAAUUUCGAC
Paecilomyces variotii is the source of this 1293-nucleotide messenger RNA. RefSeq names its product glycoside hydrolase superfamily. The transcript has 4 exons. The record is from RefSeq and is a predicted model, not a curated record. Bases 424 to 1230 code for a protein of 268 amino acids. Gene Ontology annotation, biological process: carbohydrate metabolic process. NCBI's taxonomy places the organism in Eukaryota, Fungi, Ascomycota, Eurotiomycetes, Eurotiales, Thermoascaceae. Gene Ontology annotation, molecular function: hydrolase activity, hydrolyzing O-glycosyl compounds.